This is a messenger RNA of Sorex fumeus (smoky shrew), 1069 nucleotides long. RefSeq names its product potassium voltage-gated channel interacting protein 3 (gene KCNIP3). The record is from RefSeq and is a predicted model, not a curated record. The transcript has 9 exons. Gene Ontology annotation, cellular component: nucleus; voltage-gated potassium channel complex. Gene Ontology annotation, molecular function: calcium ion binding; potassium channel regulator activity; RNA polymerase II cis-regulatory region sequence-specific DNA binding. The coding region runs from base 200 to 970 and encodes 256 amino acids. Gene Ontology annotation, biological process: negative regulation of transcription by RNA polymerase II; regulation of potassium ion transmembrane transport. Lineage: Eukaryota; Metazoa; Chordata; Mammalia; Eulipotyphla; Soricidae.
AGAAGGGGUGGAGCGCGUGGAAGCGGCGGCGGAGGAGGGGAGGGGAGGAGGGGUGGGCAGGGGGCGGGCGAGGAGCCGCGGUAACAAUUACGUCUGGUCCAAGCAAACAUGAGGCAACUGCCAGCGCCGGCCAGUGGUGCUGUUCCCCGGGGCUGCGGAGGAGCCUGGAGGCCGGCAACAGUUUCCCGCGGCGCCCAGGAUGCAGCGGGCCAAGGAAGUGAUGAAGCUGUCUGACGGCAGCCUCCUGGGCGAGCCCGGCCGCACGGCACUCAGCAAGAAGGACGGGGUCAAGUGGCAGAGGCCCAGGCUCACGCGCCAGGCCCUGCUGCGCUGCUGCCUGGUCAAGUGGAUCCUGUCCAGCGCCGCCCCACAGGGCUCAGAUGGCAGCGACAGUGAGCUGGAGCUGUCCACAGUACGACAUCAGCCCGAAGGGUUGGACCAGCUGCAGGCGCAGACCAAGUUCACCAAGAAGGAGCUGCAGUCACUCUACAGGGGCUUCAAGAAUGAGUGUCCCACAGGCCUGGUGGAUGAGGACACCUUCAAACUCAUUUACUCCCAGUUCUUUCCUCAGGGAGAUGCCACCACCUACGCACACUUUCUCUUCAACGCCUUUGACGCCGACGGGAACGGGGCCAUCCACUUUGAGGACUUUGUGGUGGGCCUGUCCAUCCUCCUGCGGGGCACUGUGCACGAGAAGCUGAAGUGGGCCUUCAACCUGUAUGACAUUAACAAGGACGGUUACAUCACCAAAGAGGAGAUGCUGGCCAUCAUGAAGUCCAUCUAUGACAUGAUGGGCCGCCACACCUGCCCAGUGCUUCGGGACGACGCCCCUCUGGAGCACGUAGAAAGGUUCUUCCAGAAAAUGGACCGGAAUCAGGAUGGGGUGGUGACCAUCGAUGAGUUCCUGGAGACCUGCCAGAAGGAUGAGAACAUCAUGAGCUCCAUGCAGCUGUUUGAGAAUGUCAUCUAGGACACGCAGGGGUCCCUAAGGCCUGCCCCCGAAGACACCUCAGUCCUGCCAGGAGAAGUCUCCAUAAAAAACUUUCACUAAUAUAUUUACAAAAGGUGG